Molecule: messenger RNA, 1527 nt
Organism: Closterium sp. Naga37s-1
Lineage: Eukaryota; Viridiplantae; Streptophyta; Zygnematophyceae; Desmidiales; Closteriaceae
Source: the annotation of a GenBank genome assembly
AUGGCGAGUGCGGCUGUUGUUCCGACGGGAGGCGCGCAGGAGGAGGCAGGUUUAGGGAAAGCAGCGGAGACAACACCCGCUGUUCCAGUGCAAGCAACGGCGAUUCAUGACACGCACAAGAUCCACGUGGCAUCACCGGACGACGCGGCGCAUCGCCCGGCGGUGCCCGUGCGGUCGCACGACAUGCUCGCGCCGUUCACCGCGGCGCACCAGUUCACCGACGCGCACCCGCUCGUUAUAGUCAAGUCCGAGGGCGUGUACAUCUGGGACAGCGACGGGCGGCGGUAUUUGGACGGACUCGCGGGGCUGUGGAGCACGGCGCUGGGCGGCAACGAGCAGCGGCUGAUCGACGCGGCGGACGCGCAGAUGAAGAAGCUUCCGUUCUACCACUCGUUCUGGAAUCGCGCCACGGAGCCCGCCAUGGAACUCGCUAAGGAGCUGACGGGCAUGUUCACGGCGGAGCGCAUGGGGCAGGUGUUCUUCACCAACAGCGGCUCUGAUGCCAACGACACGCAGGUGAAGCUGGUGUGGUACUACAACAACGCGCUGGGGCGGCCGAACAAGAAGAAGUUCAUUGCGCGCGACAAGGCGUACCACGGCUCCACUCUCGUCUCCGCCAGCCUCACGGGGCUCUCCCCGCUGCACAAGAGCUUCGACCUGCCAGUGGACUUUGUACUCCAUACAGAAUGCCCGCAUUACUGGCGCUACGGCCGCCCAGGCGAGAGCGAGCAGGAGUACAGCACGCGCCUCGCAGAGAGCCUAGAAGCGCUCAUAGAGCGCGAGGGCGCUGAUACCAUCGCAGCCUUUAUCGCCGAGCCGGUCAUGGGCGCCGGGGGCGUCAUCCCGCCUCCGGCAGGCUACUUCGAGAAAGUCCAGGCGAUUCUGCGCAAGCACGACAUCCUCUUUAUAGUGGACGAGGUGGUGUGCGGCUUCGGCCGCCUUGGAACCAUGUUUGGCAGCGACCUUUACAACUUACAGCCGGACCUCGUGACGCUCGCCAAGGCCCUUUCCUCUGCGUACAUGCCGAUCGGAGCGGUGAUGAUCAGCCAUAGGAUCGCGCACGAGGUGGCGGCGCAUAGCAACAAGAUGGGGAGCUUUGCGCACGGGUUCACGUACUCGGGGCACCCGGUGGCGUGUGCUGUGGCGCUGGAGGCGGUGAGGAUGUAUCAGGAGAUGGACGUGGCUGCUGUUGUGCAGGCUGCUGAGCCGCUGUUCCAGGGAGGCAUACGGCACAUCUGCCGCAACAGCCCCAUAGUGGGGGAGGUGCGGGGGCAGGGCCUCAUACUCGCUAUAGAGCUCGCAGAUCCCGCCACCAAGGAGCCGUUCCCGUCCGCGUGGGCCGUGGGGCCCUUCUUUGGGCAGUGUGCGGCGGCGCAUGGGCUCAUCGUGCGCACCAUUGGAGAUGUCAUUGCUAUGUCGCCUGCUCUCAUCAUUUCUCCCGGGGAGAUUCAGGAGCUCUUGUCUGUCAUCCGCCUGGCACUCAAGGAGACAGAGGCCUACGUGCAAUCCAAACUGGACAUGGACUGA